UGCCGCUGCAGCAAAAGAGCAGGCAUCGCAAGGUAUUUUCUCGUAACGAGAAGGCCCGCCUCUUGUUCUGGGAAGAGCGGCUCAGAAAGAAGCAGGUCACGGGCCAAAUAGUGGUGUGCAGAAGAGCAGAGUGGAACCCAUCUGGCUGCAGUACCUGUGAUCCGCUCACGGGCGAUAUGAAAGGAUUGACCUUGCACAGAAGAAGGCGAUAUUUUUAGGAAUAAUGUGUACCGGAUCGAUUGAUGGCAGAGUCGCUCUUGCGCAAAGAUAGACUUGAGAGAUCUCUAUCUCUGACGUGCCACGGCGUGGUGGCAUGGUACCUGGCGAUCAAUUUACCAGCCGAGACUGCAUCUUUGCCCUGCCUGUUAUCGAGCCGCGGUUGCAUACCCAAGCGAUUCUGCCCUAGAGUGGUAUUGGGAUCACCGGCACAGCGAGGAAAGUGUCCAGUGAAGCAUUUGGGAGACCGUGAGUUGACAGGCUGCUUUGGACGCGUCAACUUGGCAGAGACGACAAUGUCCGUUCGUUUCAUCUUGCUGUCUUGUGGGGUGUGCGCUUCCCGUUCCAACGGUGUCUUGCCGAACCGGACGUGGAACCUGAAGAUCAACGAAUCUCUUCUUCCUCAGUGCACUUCCGGCGUCAAUAGAAGGGUUGUUUGCCCGUCUUGCAAAGCUCAGGCCUGGGUCGCCUGGCCUUGGUUCGAUCUUUUGUUGAUGCUUGCCCUAUCUGUUGGAGAGGCAGAUCUGCCCUCAGCUCUCGUGUUUCGACUGGUCACCUCCGCCUAGAUUCUUCUGAGAGCCUCAACAAUUGUUCAUCGAGUUUCAAUGCUCUUCGUAGGUCUUUGACAGCACCUCGAUGAGGCUGACGCGCCCUCCAAAGAUUCGCAGCUUGUGGAUGACAACUGUGCAAGUGGAAUAGUCUGACGGCUAUCACUAACGCUCAUACAGUAUCUGCGUGCAGUAGCGUGAUGGGCGGCACCAU
Molecule: messenger RNA, 978 nt
Organism: Aureobasidium pullulans EXF-150
Lineage: Eukaryota; Fungi; Ascomycota; Dothideomycetes; Dothideales; Saccotheciaceae
Exons: 1
Coding region: 243-782 (179 amino acids)
Source: RefSeq, a predicted model, not a curated record